AUGGCGGCUGCUUCAGCUACGCCCUUUGCUCUUCCCUUCAAACUCUCCUCCCCAAAACACCUCCCUCGCACCAGAGCCCUGAAAUUGAAUCUCAGAGGCACCCAUCAUAAUCUUAUAGCUCGAAAAAGGGUUACUUUAUCGCCCCCGUCGGUUUCUUGGUCAAAAUCCAGCCACAGAUCAACACCACCAGCACCUUCAUCAUCGGUCUCCACCCGCGCCUACGUGUCCGGCCCCGCUUUCGACUUGUCCGAAAAUGAUCCGAAAAUCAAUGGCACUGAGGAAGUUGCUGAGCUGCAGCCCAUUGAUGCUAUAAGUUGGGGGCUGUUGUGGAAGCUUAUAUCCCGGCAUAAGUGGAGGGUUUUGGUCUCGAUUCUUACACUUUUCGGCUGUACAACUUGUACUCUGGCUAUGCCCAUAUAUUCUGGGAGAUUUUUCGAAGUGCUAAUUGGGGCCAGACCAGAACCAAUCUGGAAACUGCUGAGUAAAGUGGGAAUUCUGUACACAUUGGAGCCAAUAUUUACAAUUAUUUUCGUCAUAAACAUGAAUAGCAUAUGGGAGAAAGUUAUGUCUAGCUUAAGAGCACAAAUAUUUCAACGAGUGUUGAUUCAGAAGGUGGAGUUUUUCGACAAGUACAAGGUUGGAGAACUUACUGCUUUAUUAACAUCUGAUCUGGGUUCUCUCAAGAACAUUGUCAGUGAGAAUAUAUCAAGAGACCGUGGUUUCAGGGCAAUUUCUGAGGUUAUUGGUACGCUUUGCUUACUUUUUGCUCUGUCCGCCGAGCUGGCACCUGUUUUGGGCUUACUUAUGCUUACAGUGUCUCUGCUAGUUGCUGUCUAUAAGAGAACUACUGUGAAUGUCUUUAAAGCUCAUGGAUCUGCCCAAGCCGCCAUUGCCGAUUGUGUUACUGAAACUUUUGCUGCUAUACGUACUGUAAGAUCAUUUGGGGGAGAGAAACGUCAAAUGUCACUUUUUGGUCGACAGGUUCUUGAGUACGAGAGUAGUGGCAUAACCCUUGGUAUAUUCAAGUCAAUCAAUGAGUCCAUCACCAGGGUUGCUGUUUAUGUCUCUUUAAUGGCCCUGUAUUGUCUCGGAGGAAGCAAAGUUAAAGCUGGCGAACUUGCAGUUGGGACAAUGGUUUCUUUUAUUGGAUACACUUUCACUCUGACGUUUGCCGUUCAAGGGGUGGUGAACACCUUUGGCGAUCUUCGUGGAGCAUUUGCUGCCGCAGAUAGAAUUAACUCUGUUGUAUCUGGUGCUGAAAUUGACGAAGCACUUGCUUCAGCUUUAGAAAAGGACUUGAAGAGAAGGAACUUGCACGAUCCGAACCUUGAAGCUCUUCUAAUCAAUACUUCCAAUGGGAAGGAGCAAACGAGGAGUGCAGGUUAUAUGUCAUCCUUAAAAUCUGCUAAUGACGUGCGAAACCUUGCACGGUCGGGCGACAUAUGCCUUGAAGAUGUUCAUUUCUCGUAUCCUCUGAGGCCUGAUGUAGAAAUCUUACGAGGGCUCGAUUUAAUGUUAAAGUGUGGAACUGUGACUGCUCUAGUUGGUCCAAGUGGUGCAGGCAAAAGUACAGUAGUGCAGCUUUUAGCUCGGUUUUAUGAGCCUACCAAAGGUCGCAUAACAGUUGCUGGAGAGGAUCUCCGUUCGUUUGAUAAGAGCGAGUGGGCUCGAGCGGUUUCCCUAGUGAAUCAAGAGCCUGUUCUAUUCUCUGUUUCUGUUGGAGAGAAUAUCGCUUAUGGACUUCCAGAUGACUAUGUUUCCAAGGAUGACGUGAUAAAAGCUGCUAAAGCAGCUAAUGCUCAUGAAUUUAUUAUUUCUCUACCACAGGGUUAUGACACAUUAGUUGGAGAGCGUGGUGGAUUGUUAAGUGGAGGACAAAGGCAGAGAAUAGCCAUUGCUAGAGCUCUACUGAAAAAUGCUCCAAUCUUGAUUCUUGAUGAGGCUACAAGCGCUUUAGAUACCGUAAGUGAACGACUGGUUCAAGAAGCUCUCAACCGUCUGAUGAAGGGUAGAACGACUUUAGUGAUUGCUCACAGACUGAGCACAGUCCAAAAUGCCCAUCAAAUUGCUUUAUGCUCAGACGGCAAGAUUUCAGAACUUGGGACACACGCAGAGUUGCUGGAUCAGAAGGGUCUAUAUGCUUCCCUUGUAGGCACCCAAAGGCUUGCAUUUGAAUGA
Striga hermonthica is the source of this 2178-nucleotide messenger RNA. The record is from the annotation of a GenBank genome assembly. Lineage: Eukaryota; Viridiplantae; Streptophyta; Magnoliopsida; Lamiales; Orobanchaceae.